ACCUACGAUUACCUGGCGUAUUACUUCGAUGCUGUUAAAAGGAAGAAACGUAAGCAAGGACGACGAAAAGAAACAGGACCAAAUUCCUAUUGCUGGUGUGACAGAUAUCUUGAGCACAAUGAAGACAAAUGUGACAUUUGUGAAAAACGAUUGCGGAGUUGAGAAGCAAAAAUUAAAUGCUGUUACGAAACCCGAUGCUUAUCUUGUCCCACGGAUAGCUGAUAUACUGGAUACUUUGGGACAUUCUGCCUUCUUCUCUAUACUAGACCUGAUGUCAGAAUUCUGGCAAACUCGUCAACACUUCUGUAACAUUCUAGCGAGUGAUAGACAGAGUCUUCCACGAGGUCAUUUGGAAGUUCGACUGAAAAUAAAUAUGAAAAAGUGUGACUUCUUCAAAAUCAAGUUAUCAUUUUUAGGUCAUGUCAUAACAGUCAAAGGAAUGGCUCUUGACCUAACGAAAGUAGAAAAGAACCACGAAUACCAACUCGCUUUCGACUCACUCAAGAAACACCUAAUAUCGACGCCUAUCAUGACCUACCUAGACUUUUCGAAACGAUUCACGCUUGUCACCGAUGCUUCCGACUGGGGUAUUGGAGCUGUGCUCUCCCAAAAAGAUAAAGAGAACCAUGAACAUCCCGUCGCCUAUGCCAGUCGUCUUUUAAUCACCGCAGAACAAAACUACACCGUCGUCAAGAGAGAAUGUCUUGUCACCAUUUGGGCCAUACGAUAUUUCAG
This is a messenger RNA of Dentiscutata erythropus, 735 nucleotides long. The record is from the annotation of a GenBank genome assembly. Lineage: Eukaryota; Fungi; Glomeromycota; Glomeromycetes; Diversisporales; Gigasporaceae.